UACGGCCCGGCGGCGAUGGCGGAGGGAGAGCGAGCGGAGAACGGCGGCGGCGGAGGGAGCUCCGGGCGGCCGCCUCAGGAGGGCGAGCCGGGGGCGCUGGAGCGGGCCGAGGCCCUCAAGACGCAGGCCAACGACUUCUUCAAAGCAAAGGACUACGAGAAUGCCGUGAAGUAUUACACCCAGGCUAUUGAACUGAACCCCACCAACGCCAUCUACUAUGGCAACCGGAGCCUGGCCUACUUGCGGACGGAAUGCUACGGCUACGCCCUGGCCGACGCCACCAAGUCCAUCGAGCUGGACAAGAAGUACAUCAAAGGCUAUUACAGGCGGGCCACCAGCAACAUGGCCCUGGGCAAGUUCAAGGCAGCCUUGCGGGACUAUGAGACGGUUGUCAAGGUGAAGCCGAACGACAAGGAUGCUAAGAUGAAGUAUCAGGAGUGCAAUAAGAUUGUGAAGCAGAAGGCUUUCGAGCGGGCCAUCGCCAGUGACGAGCACAAGCGGUCUGUGGUUGACUCCCUGGACAUAGAGAACAUGACUAUUGAGGACGAGUACAGUGGCCCGAAGCUGGACAACGGGAAAGUGACGCUUGCAUUCAUGAAGGAAUUAAUGCAGUGGUACAAGGAUCAAAAGAAGCUUCACAGGAAAUGUGCCUAUCAGAUCUUGGUGCAAGUGAAAGAGGUGCUAUCAAAACUCCCCACCCUAGUAGAAACUACGUUAAAAGAGACAGAGAAAAUCACUGUCUGCGGAGACACCCACGGACAGUAUUACGACCUCCUGAAUAUAUUUGAAUUGAACGGGCUGCCGUCGGAAACGAAUCCAUAUAUAUUCAACGGGGACUUUGUCGAUCGUGGCUCCUUCUCCGUGGAGGUGAUACUGACGCUCUUUGGUUUUAAGCUGCUGUAUCCGGAUCAUUUCCACCUACUUCGAGGGAACCACGAAACGGACAAUAUGAACCAGAUCUAUGGGUUUGAGGGAGAGGUCAAAGCCAAAUACACAGCCCAGAUGUUUGAGCUCUUCAGCGAGGUCUUUGAGUGGCUACCUCUGGCGCAGUGCAUCAACGGCAAAGUCUUGAUAAUGCACGGUGGCCUCUUCAGUGAAGAUGGCAUAACGUUAGAUGAUAUCAGGAAGAUCGAGAGGAAUCGGCAACCUCCAGAUUCGGGCCCCAUGUGCGACUUACUCUGGUCAGACCCUCAACCCCAGAACGGCCGGUCCAUCAGCAAGCGUGGCGUGAGCUGCCAGUUUGGGCCCGACGUCACCAAAAGCUUCCUCGAGCGCAACCAGCUAGAUUACAUCAUCCGCAGCCACGAAGUCAAGCCCGAAGGGUAUGAGAUGGCCCACGAUGGCAAGUGCGUCACUGUCUUCUCUGCCCCCAACUACUGUGACCAGAUGGGCAAUAAGGGUUCGUACAUCCACUUGCAAGGCUCAGACCUGCGGCCGGAAUUCCACCAGUUCACAGCAGUGCCUCAUCCGAACGUCAAGCCAAUGAUGUAUGCCAAUUCGCUGCUGCAAAUGGGGAUGAUGUAAGCUGCCCUCCACCUCUGCCAGCUUGCCCCCCCCCUUCUUGCCAGGAGACCCCUGCGCUAGGCAAACAACAAAUCCCCUCCCUCCCUCCCUCCCUUUUU
This is a messenger RNA of Lacerta agilis (Sand lizard), 1622 nucleotides long. Its product is annotated as serine/threonine-protein phosphatase 5. The transcript is spliced from 13 exons. The coding region runs from base 16 to 1524 and encodes 502 amino acids. The record is from RefSeq and is a predicted model, not a curated record. Gene Ontology annotation, cellular component: cytosol; nucleus. Gene Ontology annotation, molecular function: protein serine/threonine phosphatase activity; protein binding. Lineage: Eukaryota; Metazoa; Chordata; Lepidosauria; Squamata; Lacertidae.